This is a messenger RNA of Betta splendens (Siamese fighting fish), 1208 nucleotides long. RefSeq names its product myeloid-associated differentiation marker-like protein 2. The transcript has a single exon. The coding region runs from base 347 to 1189 and encodes 280 amino acids. The record is from RefSeq and is a predicted model, not a curated record. Gene Ontology annotation, cellular component: membrane. Lineage: Eukaryota; Metazoa; Chordata; Actinopteri; Anabantiformes; Osphronemidae.
GCUCUAAUUUGGGACGGUUUUAGUGAUGAAUUUUAGUAGUUUUAUUGACUACACAGGAAAAGAAAGUUCAGAUAUGACAUUUAUUUAAACAGUUAUCUAAAAUAAAGCCCUUUCUCUACUAUUAACUAUCCUUCUAAAACCUCCAGUUUGCAGAGUUAGAGCCGGGGUUAGUGUCAGAACCAUCUACAUAGAAAUUUGAAUACAAGUGAUGUGUGUGUCAUAUGACCUUACUUCGGUAUAAGAUGAAGCAGCAACGAGCAACGCUUCACUUUGCGACGGUGAUGACGCUACAAGGACGUGGAUGUGACUUUUCCAACUCAAGAUCCGCUUUCUGAAACCGAACACCAUGUGUGGGCCGUUCAAAGGGUGCCAGGGCGUCCUGCGCCUCCUGGAGGUCCUCUUCAGCGCCCUGGCGCUGGCCGUGGUGGUGUUCCGGGGCAGGAUGCUGAGCCCGUGGGGCGUGUGGUGCGAGUUCGUGUGGGUCCUCUGCGUGGCCGUGCCGCUGGCGGCGGCCGUGAUGGAGGCCCGGCUGUGGCACGUCCUCCUGGCCGCCUGUCUCCCCGACUGGGCCGACCUGACCUGCGGCCUGACCGCGCUGUGCGCCGCCGCCGUCGCCUCGGCCACCGCCGUCUUCGCCGCCGUCUUCGUGUGCCUCUCCUGCGUCGACAGCAUCCUGUGCUUCAUCUUCUCGCUGGUGGCCACGCUUGUCUUCCUGUUUGACUCAGUGAGGGGCAGAGCGGCAGGUCCGAGCGGGUACCUGUGCAGCCUGAGGGGGAGCCUCCGCACGGCCGAGGCCUUCGUCGCCUCCGUCGUCCUCACCGCUGCCGCCGACCACUUCGUCAACGGCAACUGGGCCUUUCGUCCGGCCGGGAUGAUCUGCAGCGCCGUGGCGUUUGCCGUUUGCCUGGUGGUCACCGUGGUCGUGGAGGUGCUGAAUCUGCUCAAGCUGCUGCAGAGCCUGCUCUCGUUUGGACUUGAUGUGGUGGAGCGCGUGUUCAACGUUGUGGCGGUGCUGCUGCACCUGCUCGCUGUGAUUCUGUGGGUGGUUUUUGGUUACAAACGCAAGAAGUACGAUCCUUAUAUAUGUGAGAAGUGUCGCUACGCUGACGUUAACACUGUCACCAUUGGAGCCGCUGUCAACCUGGUCCUUUAUAUUAUUGAUCUGGCUUUAUCCUUCAGAUCUCAUUGAAAUAUAAUGAGUUUUUCCC